AUAUGUAAGUGCAAAUGUACAUACUAUUAUUAUAGGUAUCUUAGCACCGAUGCUUUCGGCGGAUUUACCGGGAACUGCAUGUAUCUUCCGUUUAACUUCUUAAAGUUUGGAAUAUAUUUUAGCAGUGCACUUUCUCUUAAAAAAUUGAAAUGGUUUUUGGAAUUCUGAUACGCGGAGGCCUUGUUGUUGGUGCCGUAUAUUACACACGAAGUGCUGGGGUUUGGGGCAAUACGGAGCAAACGGAAAAAAUUUACAAUGGCGUAAAAACUCAGCUUAGUCCAUAUUUUGUAAAAGUAACAAAUCAACUUCCAUUUGAUAUACCUCCAUUGCCGAAGGCGGGGGAGAUCCGGUUUCUGGCCAAGCACUAUUACAAUGUGGGUGUCAAGGGCACAUUCCGUUUUGUGCAUAUGUUGCCUUGUUAUGCUGGCAGAGGGAUCAAGAAGGUUAAAGACACGUUUGAGGAGUUUUCUAAAUCGCCGACAAGUACGGGCAGCGGCAUUGGGGAUUCGACUACGAAGCAAUAAAAUUAAAGCCUAUAACUGUUACCCCCAUCUAAAAAGUUAAUGUAACUAAAUAUACAGUCGAAGUAUAAAAAUUAA
This is a messenger RNA of Scaptodrosophila lebanonensis, 599 nucleotides long. RefSeq names its product MICOS complex subunit MIC13 homolog QIL1 (gene QIL1). The transcript has 2 exons. Gene Ontology annotation, biological process: cristae formation. Gene Ontology annotation, cellular component: mitochondrial crista junction; MICOS complex. The record is from RefSeq and is a predicted model, not a curated record. Lineage: Eukaryota; Metazoa; Arthropoda; Insecta; Diptera; Drosophilidae. The coding region runs from base 150 to 524 and encodes 124 amino acids.